AUGAGAAUCAGAAAAAAUAGAAUUGCAAAUGCUAAAGAAAAACUUCGCCGAACAAUAUCUCCCAGGAAGGGAAGCAUAUUGACUGGUGUCAAUGAUGUUCCGAAAGGCUAUUUUACAGUUUAUGUAGGUGGAGAAUACACGCGUUACGUCGUUCCAAUAUCUUUCUCGAACCAUCCAUUAUUUCAAGAAUUGUUGCAUUGGGCAGAAGAAGAGUUUGGAUAUAAUCAUCCAAUGGGAGGCCUUACAAUUCCAUGCACUGAAGAUUAUUUCUCUAGUCUUGUUGCUCUAUUAAAUUUUUCCUAA
Molecule: messenger RNA, 303 nt
Organism: Olea europaea var. sylvestris
Lineage: Eukaryota; Viridiplantae; Streptophyta; Magnoliopsida; Lamiales; Oleaceae
Product: auxin-induced protein 15A-like
Exons: 1
Coding region: 1-303 (100 amino acids)
Biological process (GO): response to auxin
Source: RefSeq, a predicted model, not a curated record